Molecule: messenger RNA, 1011 nt
Organism: Salvelinus sp. IW2-2015
Lineage: Eukaryota; Metazoa; Chordata; Actinopteri; Salmoniformes; Salmonidae
Product: protein RD3-like
Source: RefSeq, a predicted model, not a curated record
CCCCUAUUCAGCUGGAUGAAAUGGUUGCGUGCUGAAGGAGAACAGGCUCAAGAUGAGGGGACAUCUGCUAAGUCCACAGAGGUAUUACCCAGCUGCACACUGAUCAGGGAGCUGCUGUGGCACGUGGAGGAGAGGGAGCGCCUGGCACGGGAGGUGGAGCGGGAACACAGGUUGGCCCACAACACCGUGGGAUACCCCCACUGGCUCCAGAGCUACCCAAGGUUACGUACGCUGAUCCCCGCAUCGGAGCGUCACCAGUUGGAGCAUUUGUGUGCCCAGAUCCAGCCCAUACACACCGCCACAGUGCUCUCCAGGUUCCGCGAGGUGCUGGCCAGCAACAACAUCCUGCCCUGGGAGCUGGUGUACGUCUUCAAGCAGGUGUUGAGAGACUUCCUCAACAAAGAGGAAGGGGAAGAAGAGGAGGAGCAUCUGCCGCAGCCAGCACUGCUUGGACCAAUGGAGGCCUGGACCAACCGAUACCAAAUGAAGCAGGGCUUUGUCACACCCACCGUGCCGGACUGUGGUGAGCCCCCGAGAGAGGAGAUCCCAACCAUCUCUGGAUAUGUGGACCGUACUAUGAGAGGCUCUAGUCCUUUCACUGCCCAUAGGGACUGGGACCUUCCCUACUACUACCACCACCCAGUGCCACACAACUCCACAGAGGCCUACAGUACCAUGCUGUGAGAGGAGGCAGGGUGGUAAAGUAGUCCCCAACUCAUGACCAUGCUUACCUUCUAUCCUUGUUAUGUCAUGCCUGAAAGAGUUGUAAUCCCACCCCAAAAUGUGCAUAAAAUAUGUUAGAUUUAUUCAUUUGAAUGUAUGAACUGCAACACAAUCUUGCUCAGGACAAACACUUGGGGACAGAUUCAGACAUGCAACAAUGUAUACUGCUAUCUACCUGAACUAGGGGUGCAUCUCAAUACUAGCUACUACAAUAGGCUAGUCUACUAGCGAGCCUACUUCAUUUGCACUGACAAGUCAACCCGUAUUAGACUAGAGGUCGACCGAAUG